Tachysurus vachellii is the source of this 1108-nucleotide messenger RNA. RefSeq names its product carbonic anhydrase 4-like. Gene Ontology annotation, cellular component: plasma membrane. NCBI's taxonomy places the organism in Eukaryota, Metazoa, Chordata, Actinopteri, Siluriformes, Bagridae. Gene Ontology annotation, molecular function: carbonate dehydratase activity; zinc ion binding. The record is from RefSeq and is a predicted model, not a curated record. The coding region runs from base 25 to 954 and encodes 309 amino acids. The transcript has 8 exons.
GGAAAGUUCUGGAAAUCAUCCAAUAUGACGCGUCUGCUUUUGAUUUCUCUUCUAGCUUUAGUUUUUAAAUCCUGCAUUUGUGAGGAUUGGUGCUACCAGUCCCAGAUGUCCUGUGAACAGCCUUGCAAAGGGCCAGCAGCUUGGAAUGAGGUGAAUGCUGUUUGUGGUGGUAAUAAACAAUCUCCCAUCAACAUAGUGACCAAAAAGACUAAGAAGGAGUCCAGUCUUACCGCAUUCAAAUUCACUGGCUACAGACAGCCGUUUACCAGCACUUUGAAGAAUAACGGGCAAACUGUUUAUCUGGACAUUCCUUCUGGGGCCACUUUGAGUGGGGGAAAUCUCUCAAACACCUAUAAUGCUGUCCAGUUGAAGUUCCACUGGGGCAGCAGUAGCAGCCCUGGGUCUGAACACACCCUUGAUGGAGAACAUUAUCCCAUGGAGCUGCACAUCCUGCAUAUAAAGAACAAAUACCUUACAGUAGAUGAAGCACUGAAUGACGUAACUGGACAAGCAAUCUUGGGAUUCUUCUUUGAGGAGUCAGCCACUGAAAACACGGAGUAUAGUACCUUCAUUGCAGCUGUAACUAAGGUGCAAGAUGCAGAAAGCCACACAGAUCUUAACAUCUCCUUGAACACACUGAUCCUGUCUGAGAUGAAGCUGAGGGACUACUAUCGUUAUGAAGGCUCUCAAACCAUCCCGGGCUGUUCUGAGUCAGUGAUAUGGACCAUGUUUAAGGAGCCUAUUCCACUUAGCAAAGCUCAGCUUGCGGCCUUUUUCGACCUGAAGUCUAAAGAUGGUAAGCCAUUGGUGAACACAUUCAGACCAGUGCAGCCUCGGAAAGGUCGGGUUGUGUAUAGAUCCCACUCUGGUGCAGCUGAAUCUGUUGUAGUGUUAAGCUUCACUCUCAUUCUGUUGAGUGUAAGUACAACUCUGAGCUGUAAUCAACUCUACUAGAGUCAAGAUUGAAGACUCAAAAUUCCUCAAAACAGCUCAAUUGUCAAAACUAGAGAACCAAAAAUAUUGAACACAUAGAUGAUAUUUUAUGAAAGUUUAAAUUAUGAAAUUUAGAUAAUAAUUAUUUUUGAAGAUUUAUAUACAUUAUUAAUAA